UUGUGAGUUAACUGUUAUUAACUCAAAAAAAAAAAAAAAAAGAUCACCACAGCUCUCUCUCUCUCAAGUCUCAAGUCUCAAGUCUCAACGAAAGAGCGCGACUCGAAGAUCGAACCGACACAUAUUUUCAUUCAUACCCCUUUCCUUUCCUUCCCUUCGUUGGGUUUUUAAUAUCCCUCCUUUCUUCUUCGAUUCUGACUAAAAUUUUGCUGGUUUUGAUUAUUUAAGAAAGAUCACAGUGACUCGAUUCUACAAAUUUGGGUGGGGCUUCUUUGGUAAUACAGGUUACGAGUUCUUCUACAAUUCAACUAUAGGGUGCGAGUCAUGGGUACUCCUGCUACUCUUGGUGACGAAGACGACGAUGACCGCUUCUUUGAUGCCCACCAACACGACUUUUCUUUACAUCUUUGGACCACUUCUCCUGACUGUGUUUCCAACCGCCGCCGCAACUUCCUCCAAUCUAUGGGCUUUAGUUUCAAAAAGUCUGCUUCAGACGAUUCUCUACAUGAACUUCUACCAUCUCCCCACGCUGUGUCUCAAGUUGCUACCGUCUCUUCUAUUGAAGCUGUGAAAGAAGUUGAUCUCUUGCUGAGGAAUGAAUCUACUUCCUCCUCUGUCUUUGAUAUUUCCUCUGUUUCAUCGUCAUCUGAGGAUGCAGAUGAUCAAACCUUGUUGUCCAGGAAUGAUUCCUCCACUAGUACUAGUACUAUUAUGCCUCUGGGCUUGAGUGAAUCCGGCUCUAGUAAAUCCGGUAGCUUUGGCGAUUUCCAUGACUCUCCAUCGAGCCGAAGAGAUGAUUUGCUCAGUAAAGGGGCUAAAUCUUGGUUAAGGAAGCUAGGUGCUUUGACACAUGUCCUUGAGUCUAUGGACUGUGAAUCUGUGAGAUCACCAUUGCAUCAUGUUGCGCGAGUGCAGACACACAAGAAGCAGUUCAAGGAGCUCUCAUCUCUAUGUGUUGAUCAAGACUUUUCAGCGCAUGAUGGCUCCAUCUUAGCCAUGAAGUUUUCUCCUGAUGGGAAAUACAUUGCAAGCGCUGGUGAAGACUGUGUUGUCCGAGUUUGGGCCAUCACUGAGCGAGAGAGAACACAAAAGUAUGAAGUAGCUGAGGUUGAUUCUGGUGUCUACUAUGGGAUGAACCAACAUUCUCAGAUUGAGCCCUUGAAGAUUAAUUGUGACAAAACUGAAAAGAAGACCUCAAGUUUUUUGAGGAAGUCACCAGACUCAACUUACGUUGUGUUACCUCCUACUAUCUUCAGUAUAUCGGAGACGCCUCUGCAUGAGUUCAGAGGUCAUAGAGGUGAGAUCUUAGAUCUUUCCUGGUCUGAGAAAGGGUAUCUCCUCUCAUCUUCUGUGGAUGAGACUGUUCGUUUAUGGAGAGUAGGUUCUGAUAAAUGUCUCAGCACGUUUACUCAUAACAACUUCGUGACUUGUGUGGCAUUCAACCCUGUGGACGACAAUUACUUUAUAAGCGGAUCUAUUGAUGGGAAAGUUCGAAUAUGGGAUGUGUCUCGUUGUAGGGUUGUUGACUACACAGAUGUAAGAGACAUUGUUACAGCUGUGUGCUACCGUCCAGAUGCAAAGGGUGCAGUAAUAGGUUCCAUGACAGGGAACUGUCGCUUUUACCUUAUAUUCGAUAAUCAGCUGCAAAUGGACAAAGAGAUCAACGUGCAUGGUAAGAAGAAGGUUGCAAGCAAAAGGAUAACUGGUCUUCAGUUUCUUCCCAGUGACCCGGAAAAAGUAAUGGUUACUUCUGCUGAUUCACAGAUUCGCAUUUUAUGCGGAGAGGAUGUAAUCUGCAAGCUUAAAGCUUCUAGUCUUCGCACAACAUCUGCUUCAUUUAUUCCUGAUGGGAAACAUAUUGUCUCAACAUCAGAGGAUUCUUGCAUUCAUGUGUGGAACUACUCUCAGUUACCGAGUAAGAAACCUUCUUCAGGAAUAAAAAGCACUCGGUCUUACGAGGGCUUUCUCUCACACAAUGCGUCUGUAGCUAUACCUUGGCUCCGACAAGGACACAGGGAUGAUCUGUCUGAAUGUAUCAUAGAUCUGGACAGGAAGAUACCGAAAGUGGACUGUUUCUCUCCGAUGAAAGGAUCAACAACGUGGCCUGAAGAGAAGCUGGAAGAUGCUGCAAUGAGCAACAGAGAGAAACUGAAGCUUCUGAGGAGCGCAUGGCAGCCUCACCUGUGGGGGCUUGUGUUUGUGACAGCGACAUGGGAUGGAAGGAUCAGAGUAUUUAACAACUAUGGUUUGCCAGUUCGGGUCUAAAAGACAUACAAAAGUUAUUAGAUAGGAUUCUUUUAUUUGUUACUUAGGAGUAAAAUAUGUAUACAUAUUACACAAAUGUCUCAAAAAUCUUUUGUCCACUAUUUUUGGUAAUAAUAUUUAUGGAGUGAUUUUAUGCAA
Molecule: messenger RNA, 2403 nt
Organism: Capsella rubella
Lineage: Eukaryota; Viridiplantae; Streptophyta; Magnoliopsida; Brassicales; Brassicaceae
Product: WD repeat-containing protein 44
Exons: 8
Coding region: 325-2265 (646 amino acids)
Molecular function (GO): protein binding
Source: RefSeq, a predicted model, not a curated record